Messenger RNA from Stylonychia lemnae, 390 nucleotides. Lineage: Eukaryota; Ciliophora; Spirotrichea; Sporadotrichida; Oxytrichidae. The record is from the annotation of a GenBank genome assembly.
AUGAUUCCCCUUAAAAUAAGAUAGAAUAAAAAGAGAAAAUAUGAGGAGAUAACUAUGGAGUAAUCUCAAAUCAAUGUAGAUGAUUAAUUUAAAGUGAACAACUCGUCACUUGACUUCAUGCAAUCAAUGAUUGAGUAUGAGCAGAAGUAUAAGAGAUUUAAAUAAAACUGCUAACCUGGGUCAGAGGGUAAUUGUAGCAUAAAUGAACAGCUAAUUCAGUAAGGGAGCUAAGUUAAAUUAGCAGAGCAGGCAAAACUCAGUAGCACAUUUCCUAUACAACAAAAUGGUUUUACUGAAAAUCAAACAAUGAGCGAUUAAAAUGAGAGCCAACAGAAAAUUACUUCUGAUAGCCUAUAUUUCUGUGAAUUGUGCUAAUUUGAGCACGACUGA